AGGAAACUCAGUUCCCGCUGAUAGGCAAUCGUUUCGAUCGAUUGAUGAGAGGUUUUUAAUUGCAUUAUCUAUUGGUAGGUACUUGCAGGUUAGCAAAAGUAUCCGGUUCUAUGCCCAAAAUCAUCAAGAUUGAUGAAAAUGAUAAGAUGAUAAAGUUAAAGAAAUGUUUUUACUAGGACUUAACCACCAUCCGAAGAUGUUGGAAUGUGUAAAUGAUUGUGUUGGAGAAUGAUUAUAGUAUUAUAGUACAUGACUAGUUGGAUGGGUAUUUUCUUGUUUUAACAUUAUAUCGUCUGCCUUGGUCUGGUGAAGGUUGGCUACCAAUGACUUGUUCAAUAGAUUGUUCUGUAUAUGAGGUACAUCCGAGAUUUAAACCCAGACCGAGCGUGUUGUCAAGUCGUGCCUUACCGAAUUCAAUGAUUUCAUCAGACAGAAUUGAUGUAAAUUGGACUUCGUGACAUAUUUAAUAACGCAUCACAUGUUACGUUGCUGUAUGGGUAAUUAUUGAGGUAAUUGGAUAUUUACAUUCUUCUCAAUUAUCGAUCCUAGAAUAGUUGUUGCCGAGCUAUUCUUAAACUGUAAUGGCUGGAUAUUUUGCUAGAUUAUUGUACAGAACGUAGUCCCUUGGAGAUAGGAUUUAUGUGAAAAAAAUCCCGGUCAGAUAUUGACCGGUAUAAUUAUCGUCGUUACUGCUACAAUUCGAUAAAGCCAUUAUCAAAGUAUUUUGAACGAAGGGGUGUUAGAGCCAUUUCGGAAAUUAGAAUACCGUUUGCAGCUGAUAUUGUUCGGUUGUUUGAUCGAUGUGUGAGUGUAUGCGGUUCUGUUUUGUUGACACUGUGUAUCAGGGCUUUGUCACCUUUGACAAGAAAAAAGAAGCUUUGGUUUAAGUAGGGGCGCCGUCCGCAGUAAGAUGAGUGGCCGACCGAUGGCACUAUCUCUAGGGCCUCUCGGUGAGACUGUAUGGAAUCGAUACGUUUGUAACCAGAUCCACCUCCAGAGCCGACUCUCAGUCGAGAUGACGAACAUUGAUUGAGGUAAAGGUGAGAAAGGCCAUAUUCGUGCGUACCAAGCGCCCAUCGGUAAGCCAACGCGUUCGUUCCUCUACGCGAAUCGUAAAUCAUUCGGUAACAAUGGGAGCCACUUUUCGCGGUCGCGAUUGAUGGUAGCUGUGUUGAGGGUUUAGCCGAUCGCCACCGUUCAGUAUCAUUCAUCGGUCGGUUUGGGUAACAUCUCCCAAACGGUGAGUAGUUGCAGUAGUGUGGCAGAUAGUUCGCAGUGUUGCAUGACGAAGGAAAAAGCGAGCUUACAGUGAGGUCAUCAGCAGGUGAUCUUUAGUGAAGUUGUCAGGUGCAGGUGAAAGAUGAACUACGACGGUGAUCACCAACAGCCACCUGAUGGGACGGGUCGGUUUGAUCGUUCGAUGCUGAAGCUUGGACCUUUUGACCCACCUCGGUCACCAGGAGGAUACGGAGAACAGUUUGGAUACUCGUCGCCAAUCACUCCAGUGACUCCAGUGACUCCAAAUACCCCGCUCGUGUGCUACUCCAUGAAAAACCGAGUACUUCGACCGGGAGUGAGUCGUAAAUAUCGCAAACGAGCCAUCUUGAAAAAUGGAGACUGUAACGUUGUAUUGUCUCGUCCUCCGCGACAACAUUUGCGCUUCUUGCAGGAUAUUUUUACCACGCUGGUCGAUGCGCAAUGGCGUUGGACGUUGUUAGUGUUUGCGUUCAGUUUCGUCGGGUCUUGGCUGUUCUUCGCCGUCAUCUGGUGGUUGAUAUCAUACACGCACGGUGACCUUGAGGAGUUACAUCUACCCGAUAAUCAAUCUGAAAUCGGUUGGAUUCCGUGCGUUUACAACAUCUACUCGUUCACUUCGGCGUUCCUUUUUUCGAUCGAAACGCAGCACACGAUCGGGUACGGUGUGCGUACGACCACGGAAGAAUGUCCGGAAGCGAUCUUCGUCAUGUGCUUCCAGUCGAUCUACGGUCUCAUGAUCCAAGCGUUCAUGGUUGGCAUCGUGUUUGCGAAGAUGACGCGUCCGAAGCAGCGCAGCCAGACACUGCUGUUCUCGAAAAAUGCCGUCGUCUGUCAGCGUGAUGGGGAACUGUGCCUGAUGUUCCGUGUCGGGGAUAUGCGCAAGAGUCACAUUAUCGGUGCCUCCGUACGAGCGCAGCUGAUAAGAACGAAAACGACGCGAGAAGGUGAAACCAUGGCACAGUAUCAGCACGAGUUGGACGUCGGUUCUGACGGUAGCUCGUCGGAGCUGUUUUUCAUCUGGCCCCAGAUUGUGGUGCACCGGAUCGAUAAGAGCUCCGCCUUGUACAAUCUAUCGGCCUCAGAUAUGCUGCGGGAGCGUUUCGAGAUCGUCGUCAUCUUGGAGGGUACGGUAGAAUCGACGGGCCAAUCGACACAGGCCCGUUCGAGCUACGUCAACACGGAGAUUCUGUGGGGCCAUCGGUUCGAGCCUGUCGUGUGCUACAACAAAGAGCAACAAGGAUACGAAAUCAAUUACAGCAAGUUCGACUCUACACUGCAGGUCGACACACCGCUCUGUUCAGGCCGAGAGCUAGCCGAAUUCUACCGGGCACAGGACGAUUAUCGCCCGUCAACCGAUGUUGGAGACAAUUUGUCCACGAAGACACAACUCGAGCGUCGCUGGAAAGAUCACUAUAGCGCGUUGGUAAACACGAUCAGCCAGUACAAUUUGGCAGAUGAUACCGGUGCUGUGGGCGGCACGGAUCAUCUCUACCCGACCCGCUAUCUCACUAUUCAGGGUGUUCCGAGGAGGAAAAAGUCGUAUGUAGCUUUACAAAACAAUCUGUGGAAUUUGUUCGAUCGUCCACCGAAUCCCAGGCUAAAGAUCACGCCAACGGAUGACAGUUCUAGCAGCCCGCAGCGUGUUUCGGAUGACGAUCCGAUCGUGAACAGUGUAACGGUGAAAAAUGUUAAUGAAAGAUCGUCUGGUGGAGGAUGAAUGCUGGGGCUGUUCAAGUGCAGCAAAGAUCUGGUUUUACGUUUCGCGCUUCUUUGCCCGGUAGGUUUGUGACGGCAUCAGUGUACUUACGUUAAAAUGUACUAGGUUUUGUAAGAACAGAUUAGCUUUAGAAAACGCAAUAUUUUUUCCUUGAAUGCGGUAGGUCAGAGCAGCUAGAAAGAGGAAAUAAAACUACUAUUCUAUUUAUCAUUACAAGAA
Molecule: messenger RNA, 3193 nt
Organism: Anopheles funestus (African malaria mosquito)
Lineage: Eukaryota; Metazoa; Arthropoda; Insecta; Diptera; Culicidae
Product: G protein-activated inward rectifier potassium channel 3-like
Exons: 5
Coding region: 1361-2974 (537 amino acids)
Biological process (GO): regulation of monoatomic ion transmembrane transport; potassium ion import across plasma membrane
Cellular component (GO): plasma membrane
Molecular function (GO): inward rectifier potassium channel activity
Source: RefSeq, a predicted model, not a curated record